CCUACGCCGUAAUAAGUGAUUGGGUUUGAAAGGUCAGUUCUUAGUCAUUGCUCGGCGUUCAUAUCUGCACCAUGUGCUUGUCGUACAGAAAUCCACACCACAUCUACGAAGUGCUAUGGCCCCUGCUAGCUUUUUCCAAAUUGUUCGGGCAAACUGGAUUCCUGAUUGUUGGCGUACCGCCGUACGUGCAGAUCAAAGUUACUCGUGUGGAGUAUGUUGCGCUGUUGGUGAAUUUUGCGGCCAAUUGCUAUUGCGUGUACGAAAAUGUCACCAAUCAGCGGUUGUCUCGAUUCACGGGGUCAGCUGUAAUGGACAUGGGGCUCAGCUUUCUCUUUCCGAUGGGCGCUAUCUUCAUGAUAUUGUUGGCCAUCGAUAACUUUCUACGGCGCAACUUGACCAUCGAAAUCAUAGCGGAACUGUUCAAGGUGGAUCGAUCAUUGCAGCGCAAAAACCACAAACUUAACCAUCGUCGACAAUAUGUGGUGCUGAUGCGGAUGCUGAUCCUGUUGAUUGUACUGAUCGGGACCGGGUUCGUUUUUUCACUGGUGAUGAGCUUGUUUUCCGAAUAUUCUUUCCGCAAUCAUGCAAUCAAUGGGUUUUCCUACCUUCUGACUGGAGUUCAAUUUAUGAUAGUGAAUUUUCAUUUUGUAUCUGCUGCUCGGCUGAUUACCUUUCGACUGGAAGCAAUAAAAUACUGUAUCAAGAAACACUUGGAGGCGGGGUCGUGGUGGAUUGAGCAAAAACAACGCUGGGGACGUCGGGUGGAACCGAUCGAUGUUGUCGCCGAGCUUGCGGAAGAUUUCGCCACAGUGGUGCAUAUCGUCGAGCGUGCCAAUCGGAUCUACUCGAAUCAGACCGUCGUAUUGAUCAGUGGUGUAGUCAUGUUUAGCAUCUUCGUCAUCUAUGCCAGCUCGUACAGUUAUUACGUCGGAAGUGUGCAGGAAUCGCGGUUGACGUUCAUUCUACUAACAGCUUGGGUGUUUUACAUUAUCAUGGUCGCACUAAUAUUCUUCUCGGGUGUCGGUGUGGAAAAAACGGGCAACGACAUUGCGGGCCUGUUGCACGAAGCUCAGCAGCGAGAACAAGACGUGGUCACCAGACGAAAGCUGAUCUGCUUUUCCCAGCAAGUUAUGUUGCGUCCCCCGAAAUUGCGAUGCAUUUUUUACGAUUACAAUUGGAAAACGUUGUUUAGUCUUUUCGGACUCGUUGUUACCUAUCUAGUCAUUUUGUUGCAGUUCGACAAAAUUUCGGACGAUUCAUGGAACGACGUGAAUUUUUCUGCGUAGGACCGAUGGCGCAGUCACAGCAACAGGAGCAACGCGAUGCGAUCGCCCAGGGGCCCAGUGGUGGCAUACGGUGCUUGCGAAGCGAUGAAAUUUCAUCAUAAAUGACGAAAUUAAUUAGGUGAAUGAAGUAUUAAAUGAUUUUGUGACAUUUUAUACCGUUUAUCAUUCGGACUCUUUCCCAAUCAAACAGCCGUACAUUCCUUUAACCCGCAUACGGAUGGUGGCUUAAUUGCAUCUCAUUAAUUAACGGCAUCGAGUGUGUGAAAGUUUGCGAAAAAAGCUACACUUCAUCAAUUGAUAAAUAAAAUCUCUUUAUUUCCAUCGCAUGUCGAUGGAC
This is a messenger RNA of Anopheles stephensi (Asian malaria mosquito), 1623 nucleotides long. RefSeq lists its product as uncharacterized. The transcript is spliced from 2 exons. Gene Ontology annotation, biological process: sensory perception of taste. The record is from RefSeq and is a predicted model, not a curated record. NCBI's taxonomy places the organism in Eukaryota, Metazoa, Arthropoda, Insecta, Diptera, Culicidae. Bases 72 to 1286 code for a protein of 404 amino acids. Gene Ontology annotation, cellular component: neuronal cell body; dendrite; membrane.